CUCGCCCCAGCGCGCAGUGAGCUCGAGCAGCAGCCGCUCUACCCGUCCUGGAGCUGGAGAGAACAGUUAGCUUAGCUUCGCUUAGCUUAGCUUAGCUAUCUCGGCUGAACAUGGCCGCUGUGUUACCAGUCAGACCGCCCUGCGAUAGCAACCCUGCCACUCCCGGAGCACAGUCAAUUAAGGAGGAUGUGACAGAGGAGGAGUCCAAUGAUGGAAGCCAGCCUCCCAAGAGGAGGAGGAUGGGUUCAGGCGACAGCUCCCGGAGCUGCGAUACCUCCAGCCAGGAGCCUGGUCCAACAUAUUUCCCAGCAGAGAACCUGACAGAGUACAAGUGGCCGGCAGAUGACACAGGAGAGUACUACAUGCUGCAGGAGCAGGUCAGCGAAUACUUGGGCGUCACCUCCUUCAAGAGGAAGUACCCUGACUUGGAGAGGAGAGACCUGUCCCACAAGGAGAAACUCUACCUGCGUGAACAGAAUGUCAUCACUGAGACGCAGUGCACUUUAGGUCUGACAGCCCUGCGAAGUGACGAGGUGAUAGAUCUGAUGAUAAAGGAGUAUCCCACCAAACAUUCAGAAUACUCAGUCAUACUGCAGGAGAGAGAGAGACAGAGAAUAGCCAAAGAGUACUCUCAAAUGCAGCAGCAGAACCCUCAGAAGGUGGAGGCCAGCAAGGUUCCGGAGUACAUCAAGAAAGCAGCCAAGAAGGCGGCAGAGUUCAACAGUAACUUCAACAGGGAGCGCAUGGAGGAGCGGAGAGCUUACUUUGACCUCCAGACACAUAUUAUCCAGGUGCCCCAGGGCAGGUUCAAGGUCCUGGCUCCAGAGCUGACCAGAACGGGGCCCUUCCCAGUCGCCCUCAUACCAGGACAGUUCCAGGACUACUACAAGAGGUACUCCCCCAACGAGCUCCGAUACCUGCCGUUAAACACGGCUCUGUUUGAGCCUCCUCUUGAUCCAGAGCUUCCCGCGCUGGACUCUGAACCCGACUCGGAUGACGCUGAGGACGGCAAGGAUGACAAAAAGAACAAGAACUCAUCUGAUAGCUCUUCAGGCAACACAUCAGAUGUGGAGAGCCAGGAGGGAGGAGGAGGGCAGAGCCACAAGUCCAAGGCCAAGGACAGGACAGCCACGCCAGGCAAGGAUGGCACACAGCGCCACCUUGCCUCCCACAAAGCAGCCGCCACCCCAGGGUACAAGCCUAAGGUCAUUCCCAAUGCUAUAUGUGGCAUUUGCCAGAAGGGUAAAGAAGCCAACAAGAAAGGCAAGCCAGAGGCUCUCAUUCACUGCUCCCAAUGUGACAACAGCGGCCACCCGUCUUGCUUGGACAUGAGCGAGGAGCUGGUGUCGAUGAUCCAGACGUACCGCUGGCAGUGUAUGGAGUGUAAGACCUGCACCGUGUGCCAGCAGCCGCACCACGAGGACGAGAUGAUGUUCUGUGACAAAUGUGACCGAGGAUACCACACCUUCUGUGUCGGCAUGGACUCUAUACCCAUGGGUCUCUGGGUGUGUGAGUUGUGUGAGAAAGAUGUCACCACUCCCAAGAAGAAGGGAGGAGCCAAAACACCCAAGAAGCCCAAGUCGGCUCAGAAGUGACGAGCAUGUCUCCCUCCAGGCACCAGCACGUGCCACAAGACUGCAGCUACGUUCUCCCUGCGUUCCCUCAGUUUCCAAACACAUGCAGACUCAUAAGCUAUCACGAACGAGGGUGGAAGUUUAAUCUCAGAUCGGCCUGUUUGGAGCGUAACCACCCGAAAACCUGAGGAUAACCACUGACUGACGAAGUUUAACACUUCAACAUCAUAUCUGAGUGAGAAACAACUUUAGUAUCAAACACCAAUCAAAUCCAGUACAUUUAUUGAACUGUUGUGGACUUACACACUCAGUUUUGACCACUGGACAUAUAAAUUUGAAAUAAUGAAUUGAAAUCUAUUUUGCAAAUUGGUGAGAUUGACCAUCCUGUGGAAAGGAAAAAAUAAAACUUUCUGACAGGGCUCCUGGUAGCAAACAUUAAGUCUGGUACUUGCUAUCCAUUAUCAAUAUCAGUUCAUCUCUGCUUAGUUAUUAUUUUUUUUUGAUAUUAUUUUAAUCUUGAAGUUUGUCUCAACUCUACACAGCCAACUUAGGCCUGUUUAUUUGUUAUUUGUUAUUUGCUAUUUACGUAUUUACGGUACUUUCCACCAAAGCAGAAUUUUCUGUGAUUCUCAGUGUGUUUUGUUGCCAGAAAAGAUAAACUUUUUGCUUUUUUUGGGUCAGAUAAACUCAUGGUGCUUUGGAUUCUGCUGUAUCAUAAAUAUGUGAGUUGACUCUUGGUUAUGUUUUUAAAAUAUGACCAGCAGCCAGGCUUCCACCGCAGAAACAAACUGUGUUAGCAAGAGCUCACUCAUUAUUUAUGUCACCUACUAUCUUUCACAACAUUUCAUGUAUGGAUUUUUUUCUUACUUAAUUAUUUUUUUGUAUCAUGAAAACAUAACAAUUUGUCAGCUGGCUACAUUUUGUAUUUGUAUUUACUUUGUAUUUAAUUAGGCAGGUCAGUAAAGAACAAUCUUAUUUAAACAAAAAAAAAAAAAAAAUGUGUUAAAAAAUUAGCGAAGGUGCUUGUGACCCUGUGUUAUGUAUUAGACUCUGCUUUUGGCCCCUGGCGAGCCCCAGGGGACCAGUGACGGACCAAGACCGCGGUUUAGACAACCGUCCUCGCUGCAUUGUCAUGCAACUCUCGACUACUAGAAUAAUAAAGUGUCUCACUUUACACGUUGGUUUCCUCUUGGAGAAUCCAUCCAGUAUUGAUUUUUAUACUGAACAUAUGUCAACUAUAUCCACUCACUGUAAGGCGCUCUGAUCAAUCAACUGUAAUCAGUUUGAUGGAAGUUUUGGCUUUUUUUUUUUUUUUUUUCGUUUUAUUUUGAAGUUGUCAUCCUGCAGUGAACCAGCUGGACAUGUACUGUGUAUAUGGAAUAUUUGUUGCUAAUAAUGUCAGAGUCACUGAAUUCCUUUUUUCCAAUAAAAGUGUGUUUUUUUUUAAUGA
This is a messenger RNA of Myripristis murdjan (pinecone soldierfish), 3024 nucleotides long. It is a transcript of the gene phf10, whose product is annotated as PHD finger protein 10. The transcript is spliced from 12 exons. The record is from RefSeq and is a predicted model, not a curated record. NCBI's taxonomy places the organism in Eukaryota, Metazoa, Chordata, Actinopteri, Holocentriformes, Holocentridae. The coding region runs from base 111 to 1595 and encodes 494 amino acids. Gene Ontology annotation, cellular component: npBAF complex.